This is a messenger RNA of Coniosporium apollinis CBS 100218, 1044 nucleotides long. RefSeq lists its product as uncharacterized. Gene Ontology annotation, cellular component: 90S preribosome; nucleolus. NCBI's taxonomy places the organism in Eukaryota, Fungi, Ascomycota, Dothideomycetes. Bases 1 to 1044 code for a protein of 347 amino acids. The transcript is spliced from 3 exons. The record is from RefSeq and is a predicted model, not a curated record. Gene Ontology annotation, biological process: maturation of SSU-rRNA from tricistronic rRNA transcript (SSU-rRNA, 5.8S rRNA, LSU-rRNA).
AUGGUGCUCUCCAAGACCCUGUCUCGCAGCCUCCGCGCUCGCGAAGACGACUCAGCCUCCGAACCCUACUCCGACGAGCUCGACGUGUCCUCACCAUCAGUACUUGACACCGGCGAAGGCGCGGACAUACCCAGCUCAGACAACGAGUCCGGGCAGGAUGGUGAGGAGGACGUAGAGCUGUCAGAGUAUGCAGAUGACGGCGGAGAGGUCCAGGAUCGAUUAAGCAAGGUGUCGUUCGGCGCAUUGGCGAAAGCACAAGAUGCGCUUGCAAACCAAGACAUCGGCAGUCGGAAGCGCAAGCGCGGCGCUGAGGGGAGCGAGGAGCAGGAGGCAAAGCUACAAACCUUGCGCGAGCGGCUGCAGGAGCUCAAGUCGCGGAAGAAUUCUAGCGCUUCGAAACCGAGCGGCAAGAAAGCCAAGCGACCCACGAGUCAGGAGGAGGAGCGGCCAGAAGAGGAAGAGGACACAGAUGCCUCAUCAGCAUCCGGCUCGGACACGCCCAAGUUUAAGCACUCCCGCUCCUCCAAGCACGCACCGGCCCAGCAGUCCUCCAAACGCGCCGUGACCCGCAGACGGACUGUGAUACCCGUUCACGAACACAAGGCGCGAGAUCCGCGGUUUGACCCCCUUGCCGGCCCUGUAUCUGAAGACUCGUUCAAGAAGAAGUACGCUUUCCUCAAUGACUACCGCGCUUCGGAGAUGUCGGAGCUGCGUGCUAGCAUCAAGAAGACCAAGAACGAGGCAGACAAGGAGCUUCUAAAACGGAAGCUGCUGUCGAUGGAGUCAAAGGCAAAGGCGGAUCAGGCAAAGGAGAAACAGGCCGAGAUCUUAAGAGAGCACAGGAAGAAGGAGAAAGAGUUAGUCAAACAGGGGAAGAAGCCGUUCUACCUCAAAGAAUCCGAGCAAAAGAAGCUUGCACUCAUCAACCGCUUCGAGAACAUGAAGGGGAAGCAGCGAGAUCGUGUCAUCGAGAGGAGAAGGAAGAAGGUCGCUUCGAAGGAGAGAAGGAAUAUGCCAUCCGAAAGGCGGAACAUGGCUGCGUGA